AUGAAGUUCGCUGCCGCCGCCUCGCUGGCCGCCCUCUUUGGCGCCGCCUCGGCUGGCUCCAAGUCCGACGAUAGAACCUUCGCAGUCCUCCGCUUCAACAACAAGCAGCUCGUCAAGACCCGCCUUGACCCCAUCAUCGACCCCGGGAAGAUCUCCUCCCACGUCCACGGCGUCAUGGGAGGCAGCAACUUCGGCAUGUCGGCCACCGGCGAGACCCUUGCCCAGUCCAAGUGCAGCAAUGCCAUGAUCAGCGGCGACAACAGUGCCUACUGGUUCCCUUCCCUGUACUUCCGCGACCCCAAGACCCAAGCUUUCGAGUCGGUCGAUGUCUUCUAUGUGAACGUCUACUACUUCUUCGACGGCACCGACGACGAGAUCAAGGCCUUCCCCCGCGGCCUCCAGAUCUUCAGCGGCAAUGCCUCCGCUCGUGCCCCGCCCUCUACCGGCGCAAAGCAGAACCUCGAGCCUGAGGACGGCCCUAUUCAGCCCGUCCAGUGGACUUGCCCGAGGUCGAGCUACGACCCGCCCUCGUACCCCGCCAACUCUGACGGCUCCACCGCCGGCAUCGUCGACCCCAACAACAAGGGCUCCGGCGUCGGUUUCCCCGACCAGAACUGUGACGGCUUCGGCUCCCCCCUGCGUGCCGAUAUCCACAUGCCCUCAUGCUACAACCCCAAGGCCGCGCUGAGUGACUACGAGAGUAUGGCCUGGCCCUCCCGCAAGGGCGCGUCGAACGGUCGCCGCGCGAACUGCCCCGAGGGAUGGAUCCACGUCCCCCACAUGUUCUUCGAGGUCUACUGGGACACGCCCAAGUUCGCCAGCCGCUGGACUCCCGGCCAGGGCGCCCAACCCUUCGUCCUUUCCAACGGCGACGCCUCCGGCUACAGUCUCCACGCAGAUUUCAUCGCCGCUUGGGACGAGGACGUCCUCCAGCAGAUCAUCGACAACUGUAACGCCGGCUCCUCCGGCAUGGACAAGUGCCCCGGUCUGCUGAAGGGCCUCAACACCGACAAGGACUGCACGAUCUCCUCGCCUCUUGACGAGGUCACUGAUGGCGUUCUCCAGAGUCUUCCCGGAGACAACCUCCUCAGCGGCUUCUCCUUCGGCCCCCUCGUUGGCGGAAGCGGAAGCGGCAGCGGCGCAGCGGUCAAGCCUGCCAGUAGCGCCCCUCCCGUCGCGCCCGCCCAGCCCUCCGCCAGCAAGGCUGCGUCCGGUGCCGUCAGCCAGGGGGGGGCACCCAAGACUUCCGCCGCCGCUGCUUCCUCUCAACUGCCCAUCCAGGUUGCUCCGGUGCAGGCGAGCACCAAGCCUGCCGAGCCCACCGAGGCCGCUCCCACCGCACCCGCCGUCAGCCUGGGCGGCUCCGAGCCCUCCAAGAAGACAUCUUGCACCCGCAGGACCAGGACAAUGUGGAAGACCGUCACCGUCACUACUCCCUCCGAGGAGUCCGGUGCCGCCGCCGCCACCCCGGAGGCCGACGACUACAGCAAAGCUCGCCGCCACGUCCACGAGCACAUGCACCGUCACCGCAGCCAUCACGACUAA
This is a messenger RNA of Colletotrichum graminicola M1.001, 1545 nucleotides long. RefSeq lists its product as uncharacterized. NCBI's taxonomy places the organism in Eukaryota, Fungi, Ascomycota, Sordariomycetes, Glomerellales, Glomerellaceae. The record is from RefSeq and is a predicted model, not a curated record. The coding region runs from base 1 to 1545 and encodes 514 amino acids. The transcript has 2 exons.